AAUCCACGAUUUUUGAGCCAGAUUUUGUAUUCUGUGCGCGGGCUGGACUGGUAGGAAAUAUCGGGAAAUUUUCCGCGGUGCCGCCCGAUAUCCUAUAUUUCUCCGAAAUAUCCGCGCUAUUUCCCGAUUUUUCAAUCCCUGUGUAUACCACAGUGCUCAAAAGCGGUCUCGCUCUCUCUAUCAAAAAUCCUGCCCUUUCCAUUGCACCGUGAAUCUCUUUCCCACACUGUCGCCGGCGCCGAUCUCUGUCAUCAUCUUCGGUGAGGAAUUUAAUGAAUCUUUGAGACAUUAUCAACCAGUGCUCAGUUGGACAUACAUCAAAGCUAGGGUCUCUUGUCCUUUUUGAGGUUGACAUUUGUUCUGUUUACAAUGGACAUGGACUGGUCAGAACCGAAGCCCGAAAGAAGUGAUGAACUUAGAGAUCGAGAUGACUCUCCAACAAGAGACUACCACGAUGGAGCGUAUGAUGAUUUGGAGGAAACUGGCAUUGAAAAAUCAAGCAAGCAUCGGAGCAAGGAUAGGAAAAAGAGCCGAAGAGAAGAGAAGGAUCAUAGAGGUAAAGACCGAGAACGAUCCAAAGCUGGUGAUGGUUUGAAGGAGAGAGAGAAAGAGACUAAAGAUUUGGAAAAAGAUCGGGUAACAAGUAGAGAACGAAGGAAGGAAGAUAGAGAUGAACGUGAGAAGGAUAGGAAUAGGGACAAAGUAAGGGAGAAGGAUUAUGAUAGGGAGAAAUAUAGAGAUAAAGAGCGUGAAAGGGAUAAAGAUCGGAAAGAUCGAGGAAAGGAAAAGGAGCGUGAGAGAGAGAGAGAGGUGGAUAAGGAGAGCGACCGAGGGCGAGAUAAAGAGAGAGGAAAAGAGAAGAAUAGGGAUAGGGAUAAAGAAAGGGAAAAAGAAAGGGACAGGGCAAAGGACAGAGACAGGGAAAAGGAGAAGGAGAAAAGUAAAGAUAGAGAAAAAGAGAGGGAAAAUGACAAGGACAGAGACAGGGAUGCAAUUGACAAAGAGAAGGGAAAAGAGAGAAUAAGGGAUAAGGAGAGGGAGGCAGACCAAGAUAGGGAUAGGUAUAAGGAUAGAGACAAAGGGAGUCGGAAGAAUCGUGACGAAGGUCAUGAUAGAAGCAAGGAUGGGGGGAAGGAUGAUAGAUUGAAAUUAGAUGGUGGAGAUAAUAGGGAUAGGGAUGUAACCAAGCAAGGGAGGGGCUCUCAUCAUGAUGAGGAUGACAGUAGGGCAAUUGAGCAUGAGAAAAAUGCUGAGGGUGCUUCAGGACCACAGUCUUCAACAGCAGGGCUCCAGGAACGCAUUUUGAGAAUGAAAGAAGAAAGAGUAAAGAGACAAUCUGAAGGCAGUUCUGAGGUCUUGGCAUGGGUUAAUAGGAGCCGCAAGGUUGAGGAACAGAGGAAUGCUGAAAAGGAGAAAGCCUUGCAGCUUUCAAAGAUUUUUGAGGAGCAGGACAAUAUUGAUCAAGGAGAAAGUGAUGAUGAGAAGCCAAUCCGGCAUAGUUCGCAAGAUCUAGCAGGGGUUAAAGUUCUUCACGGCCUUGACAAAGUAAUUGACGGUGGGGCAGUUGUCUUGACACUCAAAGAUCAGGACAUACUUGCUAAUGGUGACAUUAAUGAAGAUGUUGAUAUGCUUGAAAAUGUGGAGAUUGGAGAGCAGAAGCGACGUGAUGAGGCUUACAAGGCUGCCAAAAAGAAAACAGGGAUUUAUGAAGAUAAGUUUAAUGAUGAACCUGGUUCAGAAAAGAAAAUACUUCCACAGUAUGAUGAUCCUGUUACAGAUGAGGGGCUAGCUCUGGAUGCAAGUGGGCGCUUCACUGGUGAAGCAGAGAAGAAACUGGAAGAGCUCCGUAGAAGACUCCAGGGUGUUUCCACAAACAACCGCUUUGAAGAUCUUAAUUCAUAUGGGAAAAACUCCUCAGAUUACUAUACUCAUGAAGAAAUGCUCCAAUUUAAAAAGCCUAAAAAGAAAAAAUCCUUGAGGAAAAAAGAGAAGCUAAAUAUUGAUGCCCUUGAAGCAGAAGCAGUCUCUGCAGGGUUGGGUGUUGGGGAUCUUGGCUCUAGGAAUGAUGGGAAGAGGCAGUCCAUCAGAGAGGAGCAAGAAAGGUCUGAGGCUGAAAUGAGAAAUAGUGCAUACCAGUUAGCAUAUGCAAAAGCGGAUGAGGCAUCUAAAGCACUCCGACUGGAUCAAACUCUUCCUGUUCAAUUGGAGGAAAAUGAAAAUCAAGUUUUUGGAGAGGAUGAUGAAGAGCUUCAAAAAUCAUUGCAAAGAGCAAGGAAAUUAGUACUUCAAAAGCAAGAUGAGGCAGCAACCUCUGGUCCUCAGGCAAUUGCACUUCUUGCCUCCACUACUACCAGCGGUCAGAAUGUGGACAAUCAAAACCCCAUUUCCGGAGAAUCACAAGAAAGCAGAGUUGUAUUCACAGAGAUGGAAGAAUUUGUUUGGGGUCUUCAGCUUGAGGACGAAGCCCAUAAGCCUGAUGGUGAAGAUGUUUUCAUGGAUGAAGAUGAAGCACCAAAAGCUUCUGAUCAAGAAAGGAAGGAUGAGGCUGGUGGUUGGACAGAGGUAAAAGAUACUGAUAAAGAUGAACUUCCUGUUAAUGAGAACAAAGAGGAGAUGGUCCCUGAUGACACUAUUCAUGAAAUGGCAGUUGGGAAAGGAUUAUCAGGUGCACUUCAGCUGCUUAAAGAGCGAGGAACACUUAAAGAAGGUAUUGAAUGGGGUGGGAGAAACAUGGACAAGAAAAAGAGCAAGCUUGUGGGCAUCUAUGAUAACACUGGAACCAAGGAAAUACGUAUUGAGAGGACAGAUGAGUUUGGGCGGAUUAUGACCCCCAAGGAAGCCUUUCGGAUGAUUUCUCAUAAAUUUCAUGGGAAAGGGCCCGGCAAAAUGAAGCAAGAAAAGCGCAUGAAGCAAUACCAGGAAGAAUUGAAGUUGAAGCAAAUGAAGAAUUCAGACACCCCAUCACAGUCUGUUGAGCGGAUGAGGGAAGCUCAAGCUCGGUUGAAGACACCCUAUCUUGUUCUUAGUGGGCAUGUUAAACCAGGCCAAACUAGUGAUCCCAGAAGUGGUUUUGCUACAGUUGAGAAGGAUGUCCCUGGGAGCUUAACACCCAUGCUUGGCGAUAGAAAGGUUGAGCAUUUCUUGGGGAUAAAACGCAAGGCUGAACCAAGCAACAUGGGCCCACCAAAGAGACCAAAAACCUGAAGUUGCAUCCGCCGCAUUACAGGAGUUGAUAGAAGUGGCUGUGAGCUCUGAGGCAUUCUGUCUUGAAGAGAGAUUGGCUGCUGCUAGCAUUCUUAACAGUUCAACUUUGCCCUUAAACUGCAGUGAGUGAUUGGACAGUGCAAGUGGCUGAUCUUGUUUCUUCUGGGAGCACACUGACCAUAUUUUUCUGCCAUUUGUCCCUCUAAAGAAAGUCCAUAGUGGACAAGACUAUGGCUUUAUAUUUUUUAUAACUGUAUUUGGGUCUUGGAGAAAAUUGAAGAUAAGCUAUAGAGCUUAUUCUAUAAAUGCAAUGCAAAAGUCAGGAGUUGCAAGUUUGUCUGAACCUAGAUAAGUCGGUGAUUUUUAGCAUGGUAGAUAAGGUCACAGCUGGUAAAUUUUAUGAAUUAAUCUUACAAAAUGGUAUGUUGAUGUAAGUACAUCCUGAUACAAUUUUUCAGGACGAACAGAAGUGUUUGCUUAUAUUGGCCAAAGCAAUUGUUCAACCGGGAUUCUAGAAACUGGAUUGAGUGCUUUUAACCAUCUCUUAUAGGCUUAUAGAAGGAACUAUGAUAGAUGCUUGCACGAUCAUGGGGUCACACGCUAACAGUUUAAAAUAAUUUGAGUGAUAUCAGCCAGCAUUUUUAGCUGCAGUUUUACCCGAA
Molecule: messenger RNA, 3866 nt
Organism: Vitis riparia (riverbank grape)
Lineage: Eukaryota; Viridiplantae; Streptophyta; Magnoliopsida; Vitales; Vitaceae
Product: SART-1 family protein DOT2-like
Exons: 13
Coding region: 370-3204 (944 amino acids)
Biological process (GO): mRNA cis splicing, via spliceosome; maturation of 5S rRNA
Cellular component (GO): U4/U6 x U5 tri-snRNP complex
Source: RefSeq, a predicted model, not a curated record